GACCCCGCGCCCCGAGGAGCCCGCCGGCCGAGAGGUGAGCGCUACUCGGGUGGGGAGAGGCUGCCCGACGGAUUUCUGGAGGUUUUGUUAGCAGUCCCGCAGCGGGCGGUGGAAUUGUGCCCUCUGUUGACUGGCGGCGGGCCGGGGUUGCAGGAAGAACAGGGGACGGCGGGCUGCGCGCUGCGCUCAGCAGCGGCGUGUCCAGCCGGCUGGGAGGCCUGGCUGGGGCUGCUGGCACCCGCGCCUCCGAGCGACGGAGGCUGGAGGCUGCAAGAAGCUUUUAGCCUCGUUGCAGCGCUCGGCUGGCAGGGGUUUAGCUUUGGCUUCUUCGGUGAGGGGGCAGAGGUGGAGUGCAACUCUGCCACAUCUCAGAACGGAACGCUGGUUUCCCCAAGACCAGCAUCUUCCAUAUUAUAUGCUGGGGAAUUAUGUGCUGCACUGUUUGCAGCUGUUUUUUCUUUUUUUUUUUUUCUUCUGGGAACUCAGUAAUUACAUGUUUAAAGGCGGUAGUAGGGUGGCCGUGCAGUGAAGCACAAUGUAAGCCAAUACAGCUUCUAGAGUCUUAAUGUGCUUUGAGUUGUUAGCUUCUGUGGCUGCUGAGCUGCUUCACUGCUCUGCUUUUCAUAGUCAGGGUUGUUCUGUUUUUGCCUUGAUUGAUGUUCGAUGUAAGUGGCACAAACAGUAGUUUCCACUUUUGAAGGGGAAAAUGUGCCCGUAGAAUAGAACAGAGCAUUGAAUUCACAGUUCCAGUGAAUGCUUCUGUAAACUCAGUACUUUUUGUUACCUAAAGCUGGAAAUAACCACUUCAAGGGUCUGUGCCAGUAGUGAUUAAUCAUCUGAUAAGUCUUUAUUUGGGUAAAAAAACUCGUUGACUCAAUGACUCUACUUACGUAACUUAGGAAUUCAGUACUCUGGCCAUCUCUGAGCGAAGCAGAGCUGUGCUUAUUAAACAGGCUAAUAUGUUCAUAUGUCAUUCCUCAAUCCUAUGUUUAAAUGUAUGGAUCAUUUAUGUGAGUGGCGUGUAUGAAAGUAUAUUGGUUAGGGAUAGAUGAGAAGCAGCUGUUAGGAAGCUUUCUCUUGUUUCUGGUCACCCUAUACUUGGCAUGACAUGUAUCAAGGUCUUGAUAUAUACCUUUGACUUGGUAUUUGCCCCUAAAUAAGUAAUCCUCGCUCCUGGUGUGACCAACUGAAUUCUACAUGUUAGGUAUGCAAACCUUUAUUUUGUUUGAUAGAAAUUUGGCUUUGUGAGCAGAGCGGGAUUCUACAUGGACAACGUGUAGUCUCUCCAUAUAAAAAUAAUAGCUCAUGGUGUUACUACAGUUCACAGGAGGGAUGUGUGAAUGUGGUCCCUGCAUCUGGCUGCAGCUGGCCACAGAGUUACCGUGCUCAGAAUGAGUAUUUCAGACUACAGAUACUUUGAGGUUAUAGGGUGGUUUGUUUUUUUUUGUUGUUCUUCCUGCUGUAGCCCAUCAGGCCAGAGGUACUGAAGAAAGGGAUGCAGGGUAGUAAACACUGCUUGUCCCACUAUGGAAAAAUAUUGGGGUUUUUGAGCCAAGUGGAAAUGCUUUUUCAGCGAUGUUGACUUACCGCUGAGUAAUAGUGGCACCGCAGCUUGCACCCCCACACACUGCAUGAGCACCUCUGCAGUGCUAUUCUGCUCACAAAACAGAAGGAGCCUUGAGAAGAGUAACACAGGUCUGUCCCUGAGUGCUUGAUCUGCCACUAAUACCUCCUUUACCAUCUCCAGCCAAUAUUUUGUCUAGGAACAUGGCUGGCCAACACAUCCUUCCUCAGGCUUUGUAUCAGAGCAAUAUGCUGAAAGCGGUGAAGAUUAGAGAGAGGACACCUGAAGAUCUGGUCAAACCCCCCAGUGGAAUAAUUCACCACUUCAGGACUAUGCACAGAUACACUAUAGAAAUGUUCAGAAUGUGCCAGUUUUGCCCUCAAUUCCGAGAAACGCUUCAGAAGGCCCUGACUGACCAAGCCACCCAGGCUUCGCUGGAGCGCCAGAGGAAGCUGAACUGGUGCAUGGAGGUCAGGAGACUUGUGCCUUUGAAAACUAAUGGUGAUGGAAAUUGCCUCAUGCAUGCUGCAUCGCAGUACAUGUGGGGUAUUGAAGAUGUUGACCUCGUCUUAAGGAAGACAUUGUUUAGUGCUCUCAGGGAGAUUGACACACGGAACUUCAAGCUGCGCUGGCAGCGGGAGGCUAUUAAAUCCCAGGAGUUUGUGCAAACGGGACUCCACUUUGACACCCGGAACUGGGAGGAGGAGUGGGAAUACCUCAUUGAAAUGACCUCCCCAGAAACAUCUGGGGCUCGAAACAGACUUCCUUAUAAUGCACUGGAAGAAAUCCACAUCUUCGUUCUUGCCAACAUCCUCAGAAGACCAAUCGUUGUCCUUGCAGAUAAAGUUGUGAGAAGUUUAGAAUCAGGCUCCAGUUUUGCUCCUCUGAAUGUUGGUGGUGUUUACCUGCCACUCCUUUGGCCAGGUGAAGAAUGCUACAGAUAUCCAAUUGUGCUCGGCUACGACAAUAUGCAUUUUACACCACUUGUGACCCUGAAGGAUAGCGGGCCAGAAAUCCGGGCUGUCCCUCUGGUUACCAGCGAACGAGGCAGAUUCGAGGAUUUGAGCGUGCACUUUCUGACAGACGCAGAGGAGAGGGAGAAAGAGCAGCUGUUGAAAGACUACUUGAUAGUCAUAGAAAUUCCAGUGCAAGGCUGGGAUCAUGGCACAACUCAUUUGAUUAAUGCUGCAAAGUUGGAUGAAGGCAACCUGCCCAAAGAAAUAAAUCUUGUGGAAGAUUACUUUCAACUGGUGCAGCAUGAGUACAAGAAAUGGCAGGAGCACGCUGAACCUGCCAGAAAAGAGGCCUGCUCCAGGAACAAACAGGACCUGUCUUUUUCCCAGCUCUCCCUCUUACAGGUGAAAUGUGAAACUCCAAACUGCCCUUUCUAUAUGUCUGUGAACACCCAGCCCUACUGCCACGAGUGCUUUGAGCGGAGGUCGCAGGGAAGCAAAGGAAGAAAGCAGGUCUCUGAAGCAGCAACCGAGAAACUGAAGGCAGCUGGGUCAGGCUCCUCCUGUGGUAAAGCUUGUGAACCUGGGGGGUGGAUGUCCGAGGAGGCUGUAACAGGGCCUCGCUCUGCACCCCCAACUGCUCCCAGCCUUUUCCUCUAUAGUGAAACCACUGCCAUGAAAUGCCGGACCCCAGACUGCCCCUUCACCCUAAACGUGCAACACAACGGACUUUGUGAACGCUGCUACAAUGCCAGACAGCUUGCUCCUUAUAACAAUUUGGAUGACCAGAGAUGUUUGGACUAUGCCACGUGUAAGGUCUGCCUUCAGAAGGCCAAUAGGACAUUUAAUGGCAUAUGCAGCACUUGUUUCAAAAGGACUACAGAGCGCUCCUCGAAUGGCAGCCCUGGUUUUGUACCCACGUGCCAUCAGAGGUCUACAUCUGACCCAUCCCAGAUCCCACAGAGCCUCCUUCAGCAUUCCUGCCAGCAAGCUCCCAACAACAACUGCAAUGAGCCGCCGUUAGCUCAUGCCCCACGCGCUUUGGAGGAGAAGAAGGGAAGUAAGCUCUGCAGGAAGCCUGGCUGCAAGUUUUUUGGAACAGCUCAGAAUGAGGGCUUUUGCACGUUGUGCUUCUUUGAAUACAGGGAAAACCAUGACAGUGCUUCACUACGCCAUCAGAGGAGAUCUCAGAGGAAUUCCUCAACAGCUGGUCAACAGGGGAGCUCAGCUGCCACCUUCCACAAUACCAUGUCUUGCCAGCAGCAGAACUGUGGCACCCUGGGUAGCACCAUGCUGGAGGGCUACUGCCAGAACUGUUUCAUUAAAGCCCAGAGCCAGCGAUUUCAAGAAGCCAGAAGGACAGAAGAACAACUAGUGAGACAGCCUGAAAGAACAGGACAGCGCAGAGAUCUACAGCGAGCAGCACUGACUAGCCAGAAGAGGCAAUGUGCCGUGGCUUCAUGUCGAAACAACUUGGCCUGCAGAAGCAGUGAGCUGUGCCAGCAGUGCCAGCGCCUUGGCCAGUUUGCACAGCUGGGGGGUCCCAGGGAGCCAGCCGCAGAUGAGCCCCCGAAGCAACGCUGUCGAGCCCCUGCUUGUGAUCACUAUGGUAAUAACAAGUGCAAUGGUUAUUGCAAUGAAUGCUACCAGUUCAAACAGAUCUACGGCUAGCAGAGAGGAAGAGUUGGUAAAGAAGAAGAAAGCGAUACCAGCUCCUUCCUUAACUGAAAUGGUGCUAUGUCCAAAACACUUAUCAGUCCUGGGAGCAGGGGCUGGGGUGGAAAUGUAAGCUGCCUGCCCUUGUUCCUGUUUAUUCCCAAGAAUGGGAAUAAGUAUGUACUUCCUCUAAACACUGCAUACAAGAACUGCUAAGGAGGGCCGGUUGCUUUCUGCACAGAGCUGUCUUUCAUGAAUAAGCUCCUGUCAUGCUGUAUUUAAUUCUUGGACUUUCCAGUUGGAAGUUUGAAGCAUUUCAUUCCAAAGAGCUUCCUGGUUCUGCCUCUUUCUCAGUACCUCCCCUGCACCCACACAAGGAGGACUCACAGCUACUCUCGUCAGUGUGGGAAAUCUGCAUUGAUGAAUGUUGGUCAGAGGCGAGUCUUUGCUGAGAGAGAUCCUCCAGGACAGGCUGAUGCAACUUGAAGUCAAAACAGAGUGAGGUUGUCUGAAGAAACUUGCUUUGGUUUGCUCACUUCCUUGCUUCUGUUUUUGUGGAGCUCAGCAAGGCUGGAGCUUGUGCAGGCAUUUGGGGUGAUAUCAGUGAACGGUUCUGGGUUUGCAGAGCCCUUGGCAAACUGCAAUCUUAAACGAGACAAGCAGUGGUCAGCAUUUAGAUCCUUUCCCAAAAUCAAAGAUAGCUGGAAAGACAAUGUGAUUACAGAAGCAACUUUUACACAUAUGUGAUGGAAAGUCUGAAUCCUGCAGUUCCCCUCACAUAUGGAAGGAAUUGUCUCCAAUAGAAGAAAAAAACAGGCAGAAAAGCCUUUUGUCUUAGGCUCCCGUUUUGAAGCCAAAGCAACUUUCUUCUCUUCCACUGUAACUGCCAGAAAUACACAUGCUGCUGUUCACACCCCCAUUCCCUAUUUCUCUCUCACUUUUUUUCUGUUACCCUCAAUGUGUUUCUGACAUUGUGCUAACAGCUUGGAGCUUGGCAGUGGGGUGCCUUAGGAUCAAGACUUCACUCUUGGAGUUCAUGCAUUUACUUCUCAAUCUGCAGCACUUCAGCAAAUUUACCUUUACUGUUGUGCCUGAUACCCUCUUUUCUCCUUUCAUACUUCUUAAGUUUUCAGUAUCUGUUUUGCUGCUGCUGUUUUGGAGGUGAUACCUUUUCUAAUUUCCUUGUCCAGCUUAGAAUCUUUUUUUUCUAGAUAUUAAAAAAAAAAAAGUUUUUUAAAAAAGAAACAAAGUUAAAAUAACUCAACUUAUUUCUGUUAAAUUUUAUAUAUUUUUAAUGUUAAUGUGAACAUAUGUUUUAUUAAAAUAUUUAUAUUAUUUCAAACAAUGCAACUUGAAAUUUGCACAUCUAGGAUUUUUUUUUUACGUAUAUUUACCCUUGUGUUGAAAUUUGCAAACUUAAAUGUAUGAUUGAAAAACAUUCUCAGAUAUAAAGAAAUAAAUUAUUGAAGGAUUGAAUUUGGUAUUUUAUAUUGAUGAGAGGGAGCACAGUUGAGCACGUAGCACCCACUGCAAAAGGAUUUCUGUCCGGGAUGACCACUGAGUGCAUCACUGAUGUCUCCUGUUUCAGGUUGCGUAGCCAAGCAUUUUCAGAAGGCAGUAGCUUGUUGUGCAUUUCUGCGUAGUCUCUCAGUACCUCAGUGUUCUCUCAGGAAGAGCUCUUGGUACCUUGUGGGACACCGUGCAGUCUGUGUAUAUCAGGACUUAACUCCUGUGUGUACUCGAUCUUCUGUUCCCAGAGCUGAGUGUGGCCAAGAAAGGAUGGGGCUGGACCAGGCCGCAGGGGAAGCUAAGCCAGGCAGACUUGACUUUGCUUUCUUCAUCCAUCUACCAGUUACCCCAAGGAUUCCCAGCUGGCUUGAGUGCCACUUUGGGAAGUGGUGAUGGUCAUGAGAGCUCCCCAUGUGAGCAGGAGCAAAGGCCCAGUCCAGCACUACCGCCUUUCACCAGGAGCAGCAGGGAGGGCCUUUGCCUUUCUGGUUUUGGUGUCUGGCUUGCUCUGUAGCUCCUGAAAAGCAAAUUGCUAAUUGCUCAGCUGAAUACUACCUGAAAGGGGUGUUUUCUUCUCAUCGCAAGUUCAUCCAAGCCUAGCAAUGCUUCCAGGGGCUUUCUGAGCUGUAACGCUCCGUCAGGAUGCCUGCACUGGUGCUCCAGUAUUUCAGGCCUCUGCCUACUCAGGCAGUGCUGCAUGCCACCCUGAAAUCUAGGUACUGCCCAAAGUCUGAAGGGAAAAGUAGAAGGCACUGCAAGUCUCCCUGUGUGCUCUGACAGAGGACCCUCUCCUAAGAGGUGAUCCUGCCCACCCCGUGUCCUGGCUGGCUGCACUCUGCCCUAGUAGACCCUUUCAUUCUUCAUUCAGGAGCAUGCUUCAGUGCCUUCGCAGUUGAAACCACAUAGAUGCUAUAUUCUCAAGUAUGUUUGUGAUAGCUCAGCUAGUGUUUAUAAUUCUCAAAGCUCACUCACGUUCCUGAGUUUCUGCCAACCUUCCCCAUACAGAGUUUAGCCCACCUCCCUUUGGACCUGUGUGCAGCAUCCUUUCAAAGCAGGCAGCUUGAAGCUUCUCUGCUCCCUAAGGGCAGAGCCUCUCAGGUCUACCAACCCAAUCUCUACAGUGUAUCUUCAGAUUCUGACAGGGGAGCUGGGAGGAGGAGAUUGGUUAGCUGUGGUUGCCAUUGACUUCAGCCUCUGCACAGAAGAAGGGUUUCAGCUGAAAUGCCUGAAUCCCCUUGAUUUUCUGUGCUGCUUUCCGGGCCUAUUACUCGUAACUUUGAAGUCACAUGUGGCUCGUCUCGUUCUGAAGCUCAUAUGUAAAUGAAUGCCCAGCCUGUCUCUUGUGACUGACUCGUGUGGGAACUUUAAAGAUAUUAGUGCCUUUUUUUUUUUUUUUUUUUUAAUACUUUGGUAUUUCCCUAAUGCCCUGAGGGGAUUUUGACCCUCUGAUGCUUUCUGUUGUCUGCCCAGCUCCUCAAGUUCAAGUAUUUUUUUCCUUCCUGUUCUGAAAGAGAGAACUUUCAUUUGGAUUCUCCCUUUUUGAGACCACUUACAGAAAGAAGCCUCUUUGCUGAGGCGCAAGUGUUUCCUAGAUUCUUUUCUGAGUGGAAAUUCCUUAUAACAUGGUACAAGAAUGGAUUGUUUUGCAGGCUGUGCUUACAUAUUCAUUUUAUUUAGGGAUACUUGUAGAUAGUCUCAGUAAUUCUUCCUGACGGAGAAGAUAGAUGAUCUAAAUGUUAUCUGUUAGGCAAAUCAUGGGCCUUUGGAGCAGGAGUAGUGUACCAGCAAAACAGCUAGCGGCCUGUGAUCUGAAGAGUGACAGGCCAGCUGAGGCCCUGUUCUGACCACAGAUCUGCAUGAAAAUGUUGCACCAUGCAAAGUGGUGGCAUAUCCAAACUUCCCAUUGGGAAUGGCCCUGAGCUAAGCACCAGCCCAGUUCACAAGAACACAAACCAGUGAGUUGAAGUGGUCUUAGGACUCAGCAUCCAUAGCUUGGGUCAGCAUCCCUAAGAUAUAUUUUUGCUCAAAUGCUUUGGUUGUAAAUUAGAAAUGCAUUGCUUAAAGCAAAUUCUUGGGAGUUGCUGUCAUUUCUUCUGGGAGCAAGAAAUGGCAAGCGCUCAACAGAAUUGACAUCCACCUCUUUUUUCCUAUAGUAGUAGUUUCCAAGGUUUUUGGAUUAUGGAUCAGCGUACAUUGGUACAUUUUCAGUGCCUAAAAUAAAGCAUUUGUAACAA
Molecule: messenger RNA, 7916 nt
Organism: Gallus gallus (chicken)
Lineage: Eukaryota; Metazoa; Chordata; Aves; Galliformes; Phasianidae
Gene: TNFAIP3
Product: TNF alpha induced protein 3
Exons: 9
Coding region: 1768-4188 (806 amino acids)
Biological process (GO): cytoskeleton organization; protein K29-linked deubiquitination; positive regulation of Wnt signaling pathway
Cellular component (GO): cytoplasm; nucleus
Molecular function (GO): DNA binding; zinc ion binding; cysteine-type deubiquitinase activity
Source: RefSeq, a predicted model, not a curated record